Molecule: messenger RNA, 1278 nt
Organism: Aspergillus neoniger CBS 115656
Lineage: Eukaryota; Fungi; Ascomycota; Eurotiomycetes; Eurotiales; Aspergillaceae
Product: sodium:calcium antiporter
Exons: 2
Coding region: 103-1179 (358 amino acids)
Biological process (GO): calcium ion transmembrane transport; intracellular calcium ion homeostasis
Cellular component (GO): membrane
Molecular function (GO): calcium channel activity; calcium, potassium:sodium antiporter activity
Source: RefSeq, a predicted model, not a curated record
AUUGAUUUCCGGGACUUGAUUUUCAAGACGUAUUAAUUUUUUCCUCUAGUACCCGCCAUUUCCAUUGCCCCGGACAUACGUGAAAUACACUUAAAGACAACAAUGGAUUGGGACGCUCUGUUUUUUAAUGUUGCCACUUUGAUUGCAGGUGUGUUUGUUCUUGACUAUGGCGCGGAUAAAUUCAUCGACCACACCGUCAUUGUCGGGCGACGCCUAGGCAUCUCGCAGACUGUUAUUGCUCUCUUGACUGCUGGUGCUGAAUGGGAAGAACUCGCCGUGGUGGUUGCCGCCAUUCUGCAGCGUCGCAGCUCCCUGGCCCUUGGGAACGUCAUGGGCUCGACUAUCUCCAACAUCCUCGGCGCCUUUUCUUUAGGGCUACUCUUUUACCCCCGGGGUCUGGAGUUUGACCGUAGCGCAAAGUUAUACUCGGCCCUGCUGUUCAUAGUUACGACGCUCUUCGUGAUGCUGGCAUUCUUCAACCAAUUAAACCAUAUCGUCGGUGGGGUCUUGAUUGCUAUUUUUGCCCUCUACAUCGUCUCUAUCAUCUACGCUAUAUAUAAGGGUGUAGCCUCACCCCCAGAACUAUCAGAUAGUGAUAGCGACGGAGAAUCCAGUGAUAGCGAGGACGACGAAUUCGCCAACCACGCCCCUCUCUCCGAGACCUCUCCUCUCAUCGCGAAUGAUCAUGCGCCGUCAUCAACAGACAAAGGGAGCAGACGAUGCAGAAGCCUUCCUUACCACAUAUUCCAGCUCAUUCUCGGAUUCAUCUCGCUUUCACUGUCGGGAUAUAUCCUCUCCCACAGUGCCGUCACCAUCGCCGACUCCCUGCAUCUCUCGGGAACCGUCUUCGGUCUGACUGUUGUCUCCUUUGCUACUACUCUGCCAGAAAAACUGGUAGCAAUCCUUAGUGGUUCCCGCGGCCACGGUGGCAUUAUGGCCGCGACGACGGCAGGAAGCAACAUUUUCCUGCUGACGCUCUGUGUUGGUGUCGUUGCUGUGGCAGGGUACCCGGCACAAGAGGCAGAUAAUUUUGUGCUUUUUGAGCUGGUGGCAGUCUGGCUCUCCUCUCUGGUAUUCUGUGCUGUCAUCUUUUUAGGACUUGGGAGGAGUGCAGGUGUAGUGCUCUUGGUCACCUACCUCGUGUUCCUUUGCUUGGAGUUUACCGUUUACCGGCGUUGAUUAGGGUAAUCUGUCCUCGUAUUUUUCAGCGCCAUUUGUGGAACAAUGUACGAACAUGAGACUUGUAUAGCUUCCUUUAGAUAUAGAUAUCAAUAUGAG